AUGGCUUCGUGGCGCUUAGACGACAAGGUGGCCAUUGUGACGGGUGCGGGCAACGGUUUGGGCAAGGAGUAUGCCUUGUACUUGGCGUCUCUGGGCGCCAAGGUCGUGGUGAAUGACCUUGGUAGCAGUACCACAGGGAGCGGUAGCUCCAGCUCAGCAGCAGAUGCUGUGGUCAACGACAUCAAACAGGCCGGUGGUGAGGCAGUUGCCAACUACGAUUCGGUGGUCGAGGGCGAGAAAAUCGUGCAGACGGCCAUCAACACGUAUGGCCGCGUGGACAUUGUAAUCAACAACGCGGGCAUUCUCCGCGACGUGUCUUUCAAGCGGAUGUCAGAAAAGGACUGGGAAGCAGUGUACCAGGUUCACCUGAAAGGUGCCUUUAAGGUCACUCGGGCGGCCUGGCCCCAUAUGGAGACCAACGGCUACGGCCGAAUUGUGAACAUCACCAGCCCCGUUGGACUCUAUGGCAACUUUGGUCAAGCCAACUACGUAGCAAUGAAGAGGGCGCUAGUGGGCUUCACCCUGACUUUGGCAUUGGAAGGUGCCAAGAAACAGAUCAAGGCCAAUGUGGUGGCGCCUUACGCGGCCUCCAGGAUGUCGAAAACCGUGAUGUCAUCAGAGAUGCUCGAAGCGCUGCCUGCUGCACCUGUGGCCAAGUUCAUUGCCUUUCUGUGUCAUGAAAAGUGCCCCGAGUCCGGUGGUAUUUUUGAGCUGGGGGGCAACUGGGUGUCGAAGGUGCGAUUGCAGCGUUCCCGCGGAGUGCAAUUCCGCGAUGGUUUCGAUUUGGAGGACAUUUCUGCGCACUUCAAAGAAAUUUGCGACUUUGGGGAAGGUUCUGAAUUUCCUACAGAAGGUAUGUCAGGCAUGGGCCAUGCAAUGGCUGCCCGACAAAAAAGACCUGACGGCAAAACUGAAGCGAAGCUUUGA
This is a messenger RNA of Cladocopium goreaui, 927 nucleotides long. The record is from the annotation of a GenBank genome assembly. NCBI's taxonomy places the organism in Eukaryota, Dinophyceae, Suessiales, Symbiodiniaceae.